ACCAGGAACAAGAGCAAGCAAUUGAGGAUUGAGGACUCAUAAAAAUGAACGUUGUGACAAAUUAUGUACAAAACACUUAAUGUAAAAUUGCCUUGUAGUUUACCAUUGACGUAAGCAUGCAAGCCACAUCACAAGCUAAAGACUGAGUUUCAGCGAUGGACAAGGCGUCGCUGGAGCAGGUGAGCCUGCGGCUGAGUAUCCGCCGGCUCAGCACGGUCGUCCUCACAAUCCCCAUGGGGGCCAUGAUCGCCUGUUUCGUCUCGGCGCACAUACACCAUGAGGACAUCAACCAUACCUGGUGCCCGGUGUACAACUUCAUUCCGUCGGUGAGCGCCAUCACGGGCGUCUCUCCGGAGCGGUACCUGUGGCGGCUGUGCAUGUCUGCCCACCUGGUGCCGCGCUGUCUGAUUGCGGCCGUCUGCUACAACCACUUCACGCGCCUGCUGGACGGGGUGCCGGCCGAGCGCCGGCGACGCUACGACCAGCUGGUACGCGCCGGCUUCUGGGCCAAUGUCACCGAGCUGGCCAGUCUGGCCUGCUGCACCUAUGUCUCCAACAAGGAGAACUACCCCGUACACGAGAAGGCGUUCUCGUUAUUUUUGUUCUCGUGUUUCGUCUACAUGGUGGUAUCGCUGGCCGCUGAGCGCGAGGCGUUCCCGGCGAUGACGCCCAGUCAGCGGUCUUCACAUCGGUGGAAGGCCUUCGUCGCUGUUCUUUACGUGUCGCUCAUCAUUGGUCUGCUCUACUACUUCUGGAAACAUCGAUUCUAUUGUGAAGAAUUAGCGUUCACCUGGUUCUCGUUUUGCGAGUACGGCAUCUGCGCAUGCAUCAUGGUGUACCACCUGCUGGUGAUAUACGACAUCCCAGAGUUCUGGCUGACCGUGGGCGUGCCGCUGCCGGCCGCCGCCAACGGCAUCAGCGCCCCGCUCAAAGUCGACUAGUCGCCUGUUCAUCCGACUCGCUCACCCGCCGCCCGCUAGAUCAGCCAGGUCUGGAGAGACCCGAACUUAUGCCAUCAUCACCGGGAGAAGCAGCGGCGGUGUCGGCGGCGGCUGGACAGGGAAGUGCCGGGAUGUAAGGAUUUGGGGUCUAGCGCGCAGCACCACGGCGGGGUGCUGAGUCUCGAGGACGUAGGUGCCUGGCAGCUCGGUGAGCCAUGCUAGAGUGAAGCGUAGUCAAUCGAAGGUUUCGUCACCAACUUUGCUAAUGAUAUGGCUAGCCCCAUUGUGUUCAUGAGUGAGUAGGUGCUGAAGGGCUUGACACUGUGAUCACUGUUUUAGAACAGAUCAAUGGACGUUAAGUGAUUGGUUCUACUUCGCUAGUCGCUCGGUUGUGCAAGAUCAGUCAUGUUUGCCAUACUGCUUUAAUG
Amphibalanus amphitrite is the source of this 1369-nucleotide messenger RNA. Its product is annotated as post-GPI attachment to proteins factor 2-like. Gene Ontology annotation, cellular component: Golgi membrane; endoplasmic reticulum membrane. The transcript has 5 exons. The coding region runs from base 156 to 941 and encodes 261 amino acids. NCBI's taxonomy places the organism in Eukaryota, Metazoa, Arthropoda, Thecostraca, Balanomorpha, Balanidae. The record is from RefSeq and is a predicted model, not a curated record. Gene Ontology annotation, biological process: GPI anchor biosynthetic process.